AUGAAAAGAGAAUGCAAAUCAUCAAGUAAAGAGGUUGAAACAACCAACAAUAACAGUAACAACAACAACAUUCAAUCUAUUACAGAAACAAGUGAGCAAGAUAUAUUAGACUUGGUACACAAGUUAUGCGAUAAUACUUUUGAUGACAAAGAAUCUAUUUCUAUUACCCUUCGUCGAUUGUGUAAAUAUCUUGCAGUGAGAGAUAAGAAUGAUUACAACAAGAUGAAUCAAGACUGUGUUGUAGAUGGUUUAACAAAUGAAACAAAGAUUAAAAUAAGAUCAUUACUACUUGAUACUUUUGAAGGUUGUAAAGACAAUUCAAAUUUAAAAAAGUUGAUAGAGUUGUUACUAACUAAUCGUUAUAAAAGAGACAGUAAUGAUGAAGAGAUAUUUAGAUUUGGUAUUAUUAAAUGGUUUAAUAAUGUUUUGAAGCACCAAAGCAAUGAGAAUGGCAUAAGAACUAAUAUGUUAAUAUCAACAUCUACGAUUUACUCUGUAUUGGUUGUUUUGUCAAAUAUUAAGCAACCAUGUCAGUCAGAGUUGGUAUUUGAAACAUUGGAAGCUAUUUGGAGACUACAUUAUAAAGGUGAUGAUAUCAAAACCCUCAAAGAAAUAGAUAUUUUAAUAUUGAUAACAAUAUUUAAACAUUAUCAAUUUAGAGAUAAUCAACAACAAGUACAACUCAAACAAGAUAUUAUAAAUAGUAUUUAUAAUUGUCUCUCAUCUCUAUCACAUCUAUUGAAGAACAAAGAGUUUCAAGUAUUUUUCAAACAAACUAUUGGUAUUUUGUUUCAAAGUGCAUACGACGAUGAGUAUUUUAUUCCACAACAACAGUCUCAAUUGGAAGAAGAUAAGGAUAGUUUUAAACAAUUCUCUAUACUCCGUAAGAUGGGUAACGAACCUCAACAAAGAUUUAGAUUUCUUCAAUGUAUUGAUUUGAACGAUCAGACAAUAUUCACCAUCAUUUUGGAUCACCUCAAAGAAUCUCUCUCCAUUACAACAACACCACCAACUUGGAAAGAUAAAUUAAUUGUUCUUAAAGUAUUAAAUUAUAUUGAUGCUUUAUCUAUGAAUUACAAUUCUGGUAUAGGUUCAUUAUUAUCAGUAAUAUUAAAUUCAAAUAUACUUCAACGAAUUUUCUCAUUCGAAACACAAGACAAUGUACUUGUUCAUUAUGAGUUACUUGUAUUUAUUUUUAAACUCACUCAAGACCCAGACGUUUUAGAAUCAUCAUCAUUUAUUAUAAAUGAAGGUUGGCAAUGUAUCAUUAAUCACAAACAAGACCCAAUACAUGCUCUUACAUUGUAUACUCUUUGUUAUUUUAUAAAUGUUACCAAAAAAAAGGUUUUUAGUCAAGAUUUGAUUGAUCAAGUAUUUGAACAAUCAUUACAAUCUAAUCAUAAAUACCUUGUUGAUCAUGCAAAAGAAUUGGUUCUAAACAAUACAUGUUUAGUUAGUGAAAGAUUAGCACCAUUCAUGAUUGGUUUCUUGGAUACAAUGAAUGGAGUCAUGGAAACCAACAAUAUCAUCAAAUAUUUUAAUAGUUUAGAAACAAGUUCAGCAAAAACCAAAAGAGAAUAUUUAAAUAGAUUGGCCAUGAGAAUGUUAUUGUUAUUCAAACCACCCAAUUUUGCCCAUCAUAAUAUGAAGAUGAACAGCUUUAUCUUUACUUAUCUGUUGGGUUGGAUAUUAGAUGGAUCAAUUGGAAAGAAUGCAGUCAUUUAUCUUCCAGCAAUCAUGAAAGUAAUGAUAACUCAAUUAAUUUCAUACAGCGAUAUAGAUAGACUUGUUCGAAUAUGCGAAAAAUUCCCAGACAAGGUAUACUCAUACAUGAAUCAUUUGAUUCCUCGUGCUAUUGAUGUUUUCAACGACGCCAAUCAUACAAAGUUGAUGAUGUGUUUAUUGACAAUAUGCUUACAAUUCAGUCAAACUGACCAACAACUAGCAGCAUCCAAUCAGUUGUUUCAACAUAUAAUUGAUAUAUUUGUCAGUGAUCCUGGUGACUCUAACUGGAAAAUACAAGGAUUCAAUGGUUGGAUUGAACAAGUACAGAGGGUAGGUGGUAUUUCACCAAACAUUGAACAAAAAAAACAAAUCAUUGAUUGGAUUAAAAAUGGAAUUCCAAUGGUCCACAUCCAACUUCGUUCUCGUUUACAAUUCUCUGUACUUAGACAAUACUCUAAAUUUAUUCAUCAAAUAACAACAGCAUUUGGCAAUGAUGACGAUACUGACUAUUAUUUAGAAAUUGGAAUAUACCAUGUUGAAAAAAUGUUGGAAGGUAUUAAAAACAAUGUAUAUGUUUCAGAUAUGGGUUUCACUAUUACCAAUUUCCAUAAACUAUUCAAAACGAUUCAAUUCUCUUGUCAAGCAAAUAAUAUAUGGUCCAAUCAUUUCAAAAAAUAUCUAAUGACCAAUAUUACAAAUAAUGACCAUUUACAAUCAUUAUUAUUCUUGACUAAACUCAAUGAUAAUUAA
Molecule: messenger RNA, 2475 nt
Organism: Cavenderia fasciculata
Lineage: Eukaryota; Evosea; Eumycetozoa; Acytosteliales; Cavenderiaceae
Exons: 5
Coding region: 1-2475 (824 amino acids)
Source: RefSeq, a predicted model, not a curated record